Molecule: messenger RNA, 2369 nt
Organism: Nelumbo nucifera (sacred lotus)
Lineage: Eukaryota; Viridiplantae; Streptophyta; Magnoliopsida; Proteales; Nelumbonaceae
Source: RefSeq, a predicted model, not a curated record
UACGGACUACGGUAAGGGCAAAGGGUAAGAAAAAACGCUGCGGCUUCGAAAGCUCGUUGCCUCCUCUUUCGGCUGUUCUCUGCUGUGUUCAAACACUCUCUUCCCCCCCUUCUCUCUCGGAGCUGCUUUUGGCUCUUGCUGCUGCUUCUUAGUUCUUACUACUUUGUAAAACUACAGUGAAUUAAAGAAAACAUUGAAACAACUGCAAUGGCUGAUGGGUCCGAGGAGGCGAACGAUAUCGAGAAGCUGUACGAGUACGGCGAGCGACUUAACGAAGCCAAGGAUAAGUCCCAGGCAGAAUGUCAAGGAUUACGAGGGUAUAAUUAGAGCAGCCAAGGGCAGCGUAAAAGCGAAACAGUUGGCAGCACAGCUUAUUCCCAGGUUCUUCAAGUUCUUCCCCAGCCUCUCGAGUCAAGCCGUCGAAGCCCAUUUCGAUUUGUGUGAAGAGGAGGAACUUGGUAUUCGAGUACAAGCGAUCCGUGGACUUCCUCUUUUCUGCAAGGAUACUCCAGAAUAUGUUUCUAAGAUUGUGGACAUUCUUGGCCAACUUCUUACUGCUGAAGAAAAUGUGGAGCGUGAUGCAGUACAUAAAGCCCUUCUAUCUUUGUUAAGGCAGGAUGUAAAAGCUUCUUUGACAGCUUUGUUUAAGCAUAUUGAGAGUACUGAUGAAGCUAACACUGAUGAAAGUAUCCGUGAAAAGGUCCUGAACUUCAUUAGGGAUAAGGUGUUUCCUAUCAAAGCUGAGCUCUUGAAGCCUCAGGAGCAGAUGGAAAGACAUAUAACUGAAUUGGUGAAAAAAAGUUUGCAAGAUGUAACUGGGGCAGAAUUCAAAAUGUUCAUGGACUUCUUGAAAAGUUUGAGCCUAUUUGGAGACAAUGCUCCUCCUGAGCGUGUGCAAGAGCUAAUUGAAAUUAUUGAGGGACAGGCUGAUUUAGAUGCACAGUUCAAUGUUUCAGAUGGUGACCACAUCGAUAGAUUAAUAUCAUGCCUGUACAUGGCUCUUCCAUUUUUUAUGAGGGGUGCAUCGAACAGCAAGUUCCUCAACUAUAUCAACAAACACAUAAUACCGGUUUUUGAUAAGCUUCCUGAAGAACGGAAACUUGACUUAUUGAAAAACCUUGCUGAAAGUUCACCUUAUACAACACCACAGGAUUCUCGCCAGCUUCUUCCAUCUACUGUUCAACUAUUAAAGAAAUACAUGCCCAUGAGAAAGGCUGGAGAAGAAAUGAAUUUUACUUAUGUUGAGUGUCUGUUGUACACUUUCCACCAUUUAGCUAGUAAGACUCCUAAUGCAACGAAUAGUCUUUGUGGUUAUAAGAUAGUCACUGGCCAACCAUCAGAUAGGCUUGGAGAAGAUUUUUCUGAGAACUUUAAAGAUUUCACUGAGAGGUUGAGUAAUGUGGAGGACCUAGCGAGAGCCACCAUGAAGAAAUUAACCCAGGGUAUGGCUGAGCACAACAAGGCAAUGGCAGCUGCUAAGACUGAUGAAGCAAAGGCUAACAUUAAAGUAAAAAAGCAGAAUACUACAACAGGGUUGCGAACCUGCAACAAUAUUCUUGCUAUGACCCAGCCUUUGCAUUCCAAAUCACCUUCGUUUAUUGGGGACAAGAAGAUAAAUCUCUCAUGGAAAGAAGCAGCAAAGCCUUCAGUACCAUCAACCACUGUUCCAGCAGGGGGUAAACGAACUGCUACAGCUACUAAUGGUUCAGGUGCUCCUGCAACCAAAAAGGGACGUGGUGAAGGUGUGCAGAACCAACUAGUUAAUAGGGCAUUGGAGGGUUUAUCUCGUGGUGGCAGAAGUGGUGGGAGAGGUAGAGGUUGGGGUGGACGUGGAAGAGGAAGGGGGUAUCGUUAAGUUUGCUUUCUUGUAAGUUGUUAUCAUGAGUAAAGGUCGUUGUGGAACUGGUCGUUGCAUUUUUAUCCUGCAUCUUGUAAAUCAUAUCUUCAGAAAGGGCUAAGGAGGUUGAAUUUGAAAAAAAGCUGGCGAGAGAGAUUCAUUUCAGAUUAAGAGAUCUAUUGUCAAGUUCUGAAGAUUUUCAUGCUGAGUGACGUGGGAUUAGGCUUUGCAUUUCCAAUCCCAUCUUAAUUUAGCUGGUAUCAGCUGCAGCCUGUAAAAGGAAGGAAAAAAAAUAACAAUGUAGCCUGUAAAAGGGUUUGAGAUUAGUUGAGAACUCUUGAAAUUCCAGUGCAAUCCAUCUUACUAAAGCUGCACUUUCCACUAAAGAAAAAAAAAGUGUUUCUUACCACUUGGUUUGAUUCAUGUUUAUUAUGACUGACAAAGUUCAUUCGAGAGCUAUGGAAAUUGACUCCAUCUAUACCUGUUUGUGCCAACGCUUAGAUUAAGAUGAGUGAUAAUGGAUUGAUAUGUA